Messenger RNA from Beta vulgaris subsp. vulgaris (sugar beet), 1545 nucleotides. RefSeq names its product chalcone synthase. The transcript is spliced from 2 exons. Gene Ontology annotation, molecular function: acyltransferase activity, transferring groups other than amino-acyl groups. NCBI's taxonomy places the organism in Eukaryota, Viridiplantae, Streptophyta, Magnoliopsida, Caryophyllales, Amaranthaceae. Bases 122 to 1294 code for a protein of 390 amino acids. The record is from RefSeq and is a predicted model, not a curated record. Gene Ontology annotation, biological process: polyketide biosynthetic process.
AAUACCUUUGCCUAGACAAACAUAGUUCAUCAUCACACCAAUCACAUUAAUUGUAAUAAUCGCACUUCUUCACAAAUUAAACCAGAUACGUUAAUUACUCACAAUCAAACAGAAAAAAAUAAUGGAAAGUAUUCAGCAGAUUAGGGAUGCCCAAAGAGCUGUUGGUCCUGCCUGUAUUUUGGGGAUAGGAAAGGCACAUCCUCCCAAUUAUAUUUUUCAAAAAGAUUACCCUGAUUAUUACUUUAGGGUCACCAAUAGUGAGCACAAAGUUGAGCUGAAGGAAAAAUUCAAGCGCAUUUGUGAAAAAACAAUGAUAACCAAACGACACUUUUACUUAACUGAAGAAAUCCUCAAGGCGAAUCCAAGUAUGCUAACCUAUGGAGAACCAUCUCACGAUGCUCGUCGUGCAAUGACAAUUGAAUAUGUACCCAAAUUAGGUGUUGAAGCUGCCGAAGGGGCCCUCAAAGAAUGGGGUCAACCAAAAUCAAAGAUCACCCACCUCAUUGUUUAUACCACACUAGCUUUGUCAAUGCCUGGCACAGACUAUGAGAUCGCCAAACUCCUUAAACUCGAUCCCUCCGUUCAUCGAAUGGUUCUUUACUUGGUGGGUUGUCAUGCCGGCCCCCAUAUCCUCAAACACGCGAAGGAUAUCGUGGAGAACAAUAAGGGGGCUCGCGUUCUUGUGGUGUGCUCGGAGAUCACGGCUGUCAAUUUUCAUGGUCCUUCAGAAAAUCAUAUUGACUCACUAGUUGGACAAGCUUUGUUUGGCGAUGGGGCCGCAGCUGUUGUCGUGGGUGCAGAUCCAGAUUUGUCGAUUGAAAGACCGCUCUUCCAACUCGUACAUGCCAUACAAGCUACUAUUCCUGAUACUGCUGGUCCAGCAUCCGAGAUUAUUGAAAUGGGUCAAACAUUCCAUCUCCGAAGGGAUCUUCCAUUUUUUGUUUCCAAAAAUGUGGAAGAAUGUCUAGUUAAAGCUUUUAAACCAAUUGGAAUUAGUGAUUGGAACAAGUUGUUUUGGAUUGCCCAUAAUGGAGGCCCUGCAGUACUUGAUCAAACCGAAGCUGAGCUCGGGCUAAACAAGGAUAAACUCGAGGUGACUAGGCAUGUCUUGAGCGAGUAUGGGAAUAUGGCUAGUGUCGGAGUCAUAAUAAUGAUGGAUGAAAUGAGGAAAAAGGCACUUAAAGAAGGAAAGGCUACAACUGGUUUAGGGUUAGAUUGGGGUGUCAUGUUUGGGUUCGGGCCUGGUAUGACUAUUGAGACUCUUGUCUUGCGUAGUGUGGCUUUGGAAGCAUAAACUUAACUCAUAUAGCUUGAAGGUCAUGCAUGCAAUCAGUAUUACUUUAUAAGGUUGAUUACUUCAUAUGUUUUCUUUAUAAAUUUGUUUCGUAAUAUGUAUUUCCAUUUACGUUAAUUGUUUAGAAUUAUAAGAGAGAAAAUAAAACAAUUCAUCUAUUUGUUUUAAAUUGUCAACUUUCAAAACAUCAUGUAUCUUUUUUACCUUGCUUAUAUGUUGUUAUAAUAAAACAAGCAUAUGAAUCAUUUUAA